AAACUUCCCAUCUCUUUAUAAAAAUUAGAAAAUUGGAAACACAAAAAGACUUUCUUGCUGUAUCACCUACUUAUCGCUAGCUAGUGGUCUUCGUCUUUGCAAAUGCCACUGCACAGACACAGUUGUUAUUUCCUUUCACAGUUUCACGUAUCACCAAUUAACAGACUUCAGUACAAUAGAUCUUAAAUAAAUAUAUGUCCUUUUAUUAUUGUAUUCUCCAUUCCAUUUUCUCUCUCUCUCUCUCAUAAACAGAGUGUGGUAGGAGCUAAGAAUUACAGAUAUUUUUAGCUCCAGUUUAGCUCGUAAACAGUGGACUGAAUUGGUGUGAUUGACGUAUUCUCAGUUGAGUAGGGUCAUUUGGGAAGCAAUCUUUGUUAAGAAGCUUGGGAUUGAAGAUCUGGGUUUGCUUUGAUUGGAGAUGGGAAGUUCGGAGGAGAAGAUUGUGGCUGUGAUUAUGGUCGGUGGACCCACCAAAGGGACUCGGUUUCGGCCAUUGUCAUUGAAUGUCCCCAAGCCUCUUUUUCCUUUAGCCGGACAACCUAUGGUUCAUCACCCAAUAUCUGCUUGCAAAAGGAUUCCAAAUCUAGCACAAAUUUAUCUCGUUGGUUUCUAUGAGGAGCGAGAAUUUGCUUUGUAUGUUUCAUCAAUCUCUAAUGAGCUAAAAGUCCCCGUGAGAUAUUUGAGGGAGGACAAGCCGCAUGGUUCAGCUGGUGGGCUUUAUAACUUCAGAGAUCUAAUCAUGGAAGACAGUCCGUCUCAUAUCUUCUUGUUGAAUUGUGAUGUUUGCUGCAGUUUUCCACUACCAGAAAUGCUUGAGGCUCAUAGAAGAUAUGGUGGAAUGGGAACUAUUCUAGUAAUCAAGGUUUCAGCCGAGUCAGCCAACCAGUUUGGUGAAUUGGUGGCUGAUCUGAACACCAAUGAAUUGUUGCAUUACACGGAGAAACCUGAAACUUUUGUAAGUGACCUGAUAAAUUGUGGUGUCUAUGUGUUUACACCUGAUAUAUUUAAAGCCAUUCAGGGUGUUUCUUCUCAGCGAAAAGACAGAGCUCAUCUCAGACGUCUUUCCAGCUUUGAAGCCCUUCAAUCAGCCACAAGGAAUCUUACUACAGAUUUUAUGAGACUGGAUCAAGAUAUCCUGUCACCCCUUGCAGGGAAAAAGCAGCUAUAUACAUAUGAAACCAUGGAUUUCUGGGAACAAAUUAAAACUCCUGGAAUGUCCCUAAAAUGCUCUGCUCUGUAUCUCGCCCAAUUUCGAUACACCUCCCCACAUCUUUUAGCAAGUGGAGAUGGAUCGAGGAGUGCCACCAUCAUUGGUGAUGUUUAUAUUCACCCAUCAGCAAAAGUACAUCCAACUGCAAAGAUCGGUCCCAAUGUCUCAAUUUCUGCCAAUGCCCGCAUUGGACCAGGUGCACGGCUUAUCAAUUGUAUCAUUCUGGAUGAUGUUGAAGUCAUGGAAAAUGCAGUUGUUAUUCAUGCAAUUGUUGGAUGGAAGUCUUCCAUUGGGAGAUGGUCCCGGGUCCAGGCGGCUGGAGAUUUCAAUGCCAAACUUGGGGUUACAAUCCUUGGUGAAGCUGUGAGUGUUGAAGAUGAAGUUGUGGUAGUGAAUAGCAUUGUUCUCCCAAACAAAACGCUGAAUGUUAGCGUUCAGGAGGAAAUAAUCUUAUAGCGGACCUGAUUAUACAUCUCACAUCCAUUUUCAGUAUCUCUCACUGUAGUGCCAUCAUAUUGAUCUAUCUAGUUGUCUUGUAGAAAAUCCAAUAUUUAUAGAAGUUAUUUUGUUACACACAUUUGUAAAUCGGCAUCCACAUGUAAUAAAGAACUCUUCGUUGUGCUUGAAUUAAAUGAGAAGUUCCAGUCAAA
Messenger RNA from Jatropha curcas, 1860 nucleotides. RefSeq names its product ADP-glucose pyrophosphorylase family protein. Gene Ontology annotation, biological process: biosynthetic process. The record is from RefSeq and is a predicted model, not a curated record. Lineage: Eukaryota; Viridiplantae; Streptophyta; Magnoliopsida; Malpighiales; Euphorbiaceae.